AUGAGUUAAAAUAAAGAAAAAGUUGAAUCAGAACUUUUUCAAAUGUAUUAAGAUGCUAUUGAUAUGUUGGAAGAUGAUUAAAUUAAAGAAGGUGUAUUAAUCCUUAAGAAAUUGAUGAAUCAUCCAUCCAUAAUUAAUUAAGAGGAUAAAAAGAUUCUCUAUGGAAUUUAUAUGUCUUUAGCUGAAAUAUUGGCACAAAGUGAAAAUGUUUCUGAAAAAUGUGAAGCCUUAAAUUAUUAUUAUUAAAGCUCUUUAAUAGUAGAAAAUUGCUGGUAAACUUACAGAAAGAUGUCUCUUUUAUUUCGUCAACUUGGAAUGAUGCCAAGAGCUUUAAAUUUAAAUUUAAAAGCGUAAUUUAACAUUAAAAUUUUAUAGUCUUUAAUAUUGUACAUCAUGUAUAUUAACAUAGCCUCUUCUAUAUUAAGCUUGUUGUAUUAGCUUUUUAAUGAAUAGUUGGGAUGAAUUUAAUCAAUACUUUAAAAUGAUGAAGGAUGAUACUAAUUUGAAAUCAUCUAUAAAAGAACUCUAAAAUUAUCAUUUAACUAAAUAGACAACACCAUUUGUUAAUAAUCUUUUGGAAGAAUAUAAUUAAAUUGAAUAAAAACUACAGUCCUUACCUGAAAAUUAAAUCUAUUAUCUACUCUAAGAACAACAAUUUGAAUAAGAGAUAUAUUUAGAUACAUAAAAUAUAAAAAGGUUUUUUAAAGAUAUCAAGUGUUUAUUAUAAAUUAAUCUUAAUUUUCGAAAGAAUCCAUCUAAUUAUAUAAUUUCAAGUACAAAAAUUGUUGUUACAUCAAAUUAAAAUAAAUAAAAAAAAUUAUAUGUUUCAAAAGAAUAAUCAAUUCAAACAUUUAAAUAAAUUGAAAAGUAGAAAUCAAAAUAAUCAUAAUAUUAAUAAUAAUAAUUUAAUUUAGAUUAAAUUAUUUAUAAUACAAAUAGUAAACUCAUUGAUCUUAUUAAAUCAAAUUAUAAUUGGGAUAUGGUUUCAUUUUCUAUUAUUAAUAACAAUACUAAAACUUAAAAUGAAUAAAAUGAAAAUUAAGGAUGUUCUAUUUCUAAAUUUUUAUCUGAACGAUUAAUUAAUUAAAGUUUUCUUACUGUUAUUGAACUUUUAAAGAAAUUAAUUAUUUUAAUUUUAAAAGAUUUUCUUUCUUAAAAAUUAACAAUUCAAAAUUUUAACUUUGUAUCCAAAGGAUUAAUUAAUUGUGUUGUUUGGGCUCAAUAUUGUACAAACAAAUUAGUUGAUGAUCCUUUUUUAAAAUUAUAAUUAUUAGAAAUUGCAUUUAAUGAAUUAAAAUCACGUUUUAAAGAAAAAAAACCAAAAUCUCCUGAAGAAUAAAAUAAAAUUAAGAAUUAUAUUCUAUUCAUUAAUAAUAUGAAAUUAGAAUUAUUAUAAACUGAUAUUUCUAGUAUUUUAACAAAUAAAAAUUAAAUUAAAGAAUAUUUGUAAAAGUAUUCUAUCAUAAUGGCAAAUAUUCAUAGUGAUAUUCAUUUCUUUUAACCUAAAUUAGCUAAACAUUUUACUAAUUAAUUAGAAAAUCCUAAAUUAAAAUAAGAAAUUAAUGAAAAAAUAAUGGCUUAUAAAAUAGAAUCUGAACUUAAAACCUCUAAGUAAGUUCUUUAGAUUAUAACAUAAUGGGAAGAGAGAGAAUAGAAAUUAGAGGAUAAUGAAAAAAUGAGGACAUAUAUUAAAUAGGUUAUUGAAUAUUUAAAAUCUAAUAAGAAUAAUAAUAUACUUAAAAGAUUGUCAAUCAUUUGUCUAAAUUAAUUUUAUUUUGCUUAUCAUUUAGAAGAUUUAAAAGAAAUAUAAAAAUUUGUCUAACCUUUAGUUUUAUAAAUUUUAGACAUUAAAAAUUAUGAUAUAGAUAUAGGAUUCAUUUUCCUCAAGUUUUCUUUCAUAUAUUCUUUGAUAGAAAUUGAUUCUAGUGAAAUCUUGGCUAAAUUUACUGAAAUAUUUCUAAAUUCAACAAAAAGCCUUAAUAAAUAUUUAAUUCUAUUAGAAAUACUUAAAAUAAAUCAUUUUAAAUUUAAUGAAUAUUUUACUUAUGUAAAUAUUGAUACUAUUUUAAUUGAAUUUAUUGAAAUAAAAAUAAUUUCUAAAUAAAAGUAUAAUUAAUUAGUUGAAUAUUUAAAAAAUAACAUAGAAGCUGAUUUAGAAUUAAAUUAUUAUUUACUCCAUUUACUAGAAUUAAAAAUUUAACACACACCCUAAUUUAUUGUUUAACCUAAUACACUUACUAUUGAAAUUGAUAAAUUUGAAACAAAAUUACCUUAACCAGAUUCUUUUUCUGAUGCAUCAGAAGAUGAAUUAGAAGAACCUUGCUAUUAUUCAAAUUAAUUCAAAAAUAUAGGAUUAGUUGAAAAUCAAAUAGAAUCUUCUUUUAGAAUAACAAAAAAGCUUUGCUAAUUUUCAAAUAAAACUGUAGAAUUUCUUAUUAAUCAUUCUGUUUAAAUUAAUGUUGGUGAUCCUAAAAUUAUUAAUCAUAUUAAAAGAUUUGCUAAGGAAUGUAUAAAAUGUGAAUUUGGAAUGAGUACAAAUGAAUUAAGUACUUAAUUAUAUUAAUUAUUAAUCUAAAAAUAUUAUCUCUAAGCUGAAUUUAAAAAAGAUUUAACAAAAAUAGAACUUUAAUUUUUGGGUUAUUAUUUGCCUCAUUGCAUCAAAAGUGCUUCAGAUUUCAAAUAAAUCAAUGAAUUUUUACUUAAUAAAGUCAAUCCAGCACUUAAUAAAUAAAAUGAAUAAGAAAUAAUAUAAUUCGUAGAGGAAUUAGAAUCAUAUAUAUUUGAUAAUAAUGAGAUAACAUAAAGUUUUUCGCUAAAGGAACAUUAUAAUAAGAUAAAGAAUUAAAAAAUUGAAAGUGAUUAUAAGACAAAUUUAUUCUAUUUGUUAUAAAAAGCUGAAUUGAUUCUUGAUGAAUAAUGCGAAUCAUCACAUUUUAAGAAUUUUCUUUUUGCUUUAGCAUAUAAGGAUUCUUUAUUUCUUUGGAAUGAAUUUUAUAUUACAUUAUUUGAUCAAGCUAGAAAUUAUUUGUCUUAAAAGAAAAAGUCAUAAAUCAAUUGGUUUAUUUGUUAAUAAAGAUUACAAUUAAUAAUUCAGAAUUACCCUGAUUUAAAUUCUUUAGAGGAAUAUUUUAUUAUUAUGGAUCUCUUACAAUUAUUAGAAUAAUAACAUUUAUACCAAACAACAAUAUCUUAAAUAAAAUUCAAUUAAAUUUAAGAAGGAUAUGAAAAAUUGUUUAUGAAAAAAUAAAUCAUUCCAACCAAAGUUUUUGAUAUAAAAAAUAAUUUUAGGUUAUUACAAUUAUAAGAAAAAGUAAUUAUGAGAUAAUAUUAUAAAAUUAAUAUAGAAAAUAUUACAUAAAAUUUGGAAAAUCUUUAAACACUCAUAUCAUUGAUUAAAUAAAUGAAUAAUCAUCAAAUCUAAUAUUAUCUUCAUUCAAAAGAAGGUGAAGUUGAAAUUGAAUAAGAUAUAUUAAUAUCAAUAUAUAAAUUUAUCAAGAGAUUUUUAAGACAUCAAUUGCAUAAUCAAUUAAAUUAAUUGAUAGAUAUCAUUAAGAUAAAACUUCCAAAUUUAUUAAAUUAAUCUUAAAGUUAGUUUUAAUUUUAAUUUGAACAUGAUAAAAAAUAAUUUAAAAUUUAAAAUAUUGAUGAAAUUUAAUUAGAAUAGGAAAGAAAUGCAAUAUAUUCAAAUUAAGAUGUUAAUCUAAUUUUAAACAAUAUAUUAGAGGGAUUUAUAAAAAAUAAAAAAAGAUUAAUUAAAAAAAAACCAUAAAGAUAUUUAAUUGAAUCUUUUUACUAUUCUACUCAUUUAUUAUUUCAUAGUAAUGCAUCAAUUGAUUAAGUAUUCAAUUCUAUUUAACCAGUUUAUUUACCAAACUCAAAAGACUUAAUUUAUUAUUAUAAAUCAAUUGAUAGAUACAAAUGUGAAAAAGAUGAAAUACUUAGUUAUUAUUACUUUCAUGAUCUUAAUUUUUCAUACUAAAAGUCUAAAAUAUUGAAAUUAAUCAUUAAAAUUUUAUUAAAACAAAAAAAAUACAAAGAAAUAGUAUCACUUUUAGAUAAGCUAAACAAAACAUAUGAUUUAAGAUUGUUUUAAGCUAUUAUUGGAUUAUUAACAGCAAUUAAAUAUAUUGAUGAAAAAAUCUUAAUAAGAGAUAUAAUCAUUAAAGUUGAAUUUUUAGGAAAAACUAAUGAAUUUCUAAAAGAUGAACAGAUUAUAGAAUUAUUAAAUGGAAUGUAUAUAAAAUUAUAUGAGAAAGAACAACAAGAAUAAAGUCUAAAUGAUUUUGAAAUUGAAAUAAGCUAAAUAAAAAUUGAAAAAGGAAAGAAAAUUAUUGAAGAUUUCAAAAUAAUAAAAAAGAAACCAACUAAAUUAAAAGAAAAUUAAUAAAUUUCUUAAUAAUAAUAAUCUUAAAUAUAGCAAUCCUAAAUUUAAAAUUAAUAAUAAUAAUUAUAUUAAUUAUCAAGUGAAUAAAUUAAUGAAGAAAUAGGCUAAUUUAAAACCUAAGAGGGAUCUCUUUCACCACUUAUUGAUUUAGAUAUUGUUUGA
Molecule: messenger RNA, 4546 nt
Organism: Paramecium pentaurelia
Lineage: Eukaryota; Ciliophora; Oligohymenophorea; Peniculida; Parameciidae
Source: the annotation of a GenBank genome assembly